CCAUGCCGUGCACUUCCGGCACAGGAAAUAAACACUGACAUUACAAUCUCACCUCACACCACAGUUGUUCUCGUGUACCAAGGGGAGGGAUAAAUAUCUAGAGGGAUUUUUUCUUCAACUUGUCGUGGGUUCCCUGGCUAAUUUUUUUUAACUAACAUGGGCCGGAGGAGAAAAGGACACUGGAUGGCUAAAUGUUUGCAGGUUAUCCUGACGGUUUCUACCAUCUUGACUUUGUUUUUGACCGCUCUGAUGGCGAAUAGUGUCAGUUCAACUUCAACAACAAACUCACCACCGUUGUCAACAACAAAGUCUACUGGACAUGCCAGCCCAGCAAAAAGGCAGUCAGAUCCCAGCUGCGACAUGUUUUACAUUCUAGUGAGCACCAUUGAUGGGAAAGUGUCAGCCUUGGACUUGCACAACCAGGGAUCAGUGGCCUGGGCUGUGGAAGCUGAUUCAAAGCCGUUGUAUUCAUCUAGCUUGGCAAACAUGGAGGUGAUUCGCAAUGGCAAAAAAAUGAGGCUGAUCCCUUCUCUUGAUGGAGCCCUUUAUCAGUUUGAUGGAGACAAAGUUGAAGCCAUACCAAUGUCUGCUGAGACUUUGUUGUCCUCGACGUACAGAGUCAGCGAUGAUUCUAUGGUUGUAGGGAGCAAAGAUAUAAGAAAUUACGGAAUUGACUUCAAAACUGGAGAGAUUCAGUUCAUGUGUGGCAGCGAAGGUUGUAGCAACAGCAAAGGUGAAGCGAAAAAUGACCCCAUAGUGAGCAACGAUGUACUGGUGUUGACGCGGACCACUCAAGUUGUUCGUUGUGUGGAUAUUAAGAAUGGACAUGAAAAGUGGAACUUCAGUGUUGGCCAGCAUCAGGCUAGUUUGCCUCCACCAAUGAAACAGGAGCAGAUUGAUGAUGAUGACAUAGAUGACAACGAAGACAUGGAAGAUUCUAUACCUUUGUUCUCCAGUUUCCGUGAUGAGGAAUGCUCACCUAAGGAGUUCCUAGAAGAUCUUGACUCUGAGAAUUAUCUCCGACUGAUUGUUCCUGAGGGAAAAGUUGUUGCACUGAGUAAGGAAGACACGGCUACUGUCAAAUGGGAGCAUAAGUUCAACAGCCCCAUUGCUAAGGCAUGGUUGCUAAGAAAUGGGAAAAUUGAAGCAAUGAGUCUUUUUGAUGGACGACAUAUUCCCACUCUAGGAAAUUUUCAACCCGAGGAUUUAGAGAAUGAGAGCAUGCAUCAACCUUUACUUUAUAUUGGUUCUCAUCAGAAGUUGCUGUACAUUCAGCCGUCACCUCAGAUGGAAGCUGUGUUGAAGUCUUUCCCAAGCCGUAGGGUCGGUCAUGUGAUUGAUCCUGCAAUUAAAGUUUCCUGGAGGCCUUACCUCAACACUGACACAGGGUAUUUUCUGUAUCCUGAGUUCCGAGAUUCGCGGGCUCCCCGCGUGAAGGACAUAUUGCGCUUAGAAAAUUUGCAGCAAAAGGAAGAGACUAGUGGCUUCAUAGAGACAUUUCCUGCUGCUUUUUGGUUCUACUGGAAAGAAUUGUUUGGGAUCAGUGUUAUCCUGAUUGGGAUUCAGCUUGCUAUUUCCCGCUUUUUAGGUCCAACCCUUCCUCUCGCUCACAGCUCAAGUUCUAGCUUGGUACAGAGCAGUGACAGUCUUCAAGCAAUGUUGAGUGCCUCAGAUAGAAAGCCCAUGCCAGUGGAAGGUGUUCCAGCAGUGGAGAGCUAUGUUUCAAGAUUUGACACAGACUUUGAGUGCCUUCAUUGUCUGGGUAAAGGAGGAUUUGGGAUUGUCUUUGAGGCCAUCAACCGGUUUGAUGACCAACAUUAUGCUGUGAAGAGGACAAUUUUGCCUAAGAGUGAGGGUGCUAAGGAGAAAGUCCUGAGAGAAGUUCGAGCCCUAGCCACGCUGGAGCAUAUUGGGAUUGUGAGAUAUUUCAACGCCUGGGUGGAGUCUCCGCCAGCCGGCUGGCAGGAGGAGAAGGAUAAACAGUUUCUUUGCAGUGAUGCAUCGGGGCCCACAUCAGGACCUACCUCCUACGGUGUUCAACCUUCAUAUUCACCAAGUCAUCAAAUAUCUGCCCCUCCCAAUGCCCCAAAACAUAAGGGCGCUGCAAAAAUGAUCAAGACUCCUCCUGAUAUUGCCAGAGAGGCAGAUCUGGAAACAGAUUCCAUCGUGUUUGAAUCGAAAGAUUCCAUGGGAGGAGAGGUUCCUCAAUAUAAAAAGUCUGGCAGUGAGGAGUUUUCCGUACAUUCCUUUCUUGAUGAUAACAGCGUUGGAGAUGAGAGCAGUGUUGGCGGUCAGUCCUCCUCUCGUGCCAACAAGUGUUUGUUCCAGCUCAAUUCUUUCUCAAAGGACAGUGAACCACAGGACUGUAGUCUCUCCGACACCCAGUCCAGCAUUCCAUUCUCUGCCUAUACUCAUUCCUCCAAACAUUCCCAUGCAACUGAUCGAGAUCUGGAAGUGACUGAUGACAGCAUUGUGUUUGAAGGAACAAACAGUGCUGAUAAUGUAUUUCACAGGAGAAAUAAUGUGGAAUUGACAGAUGACAGUAUUGUUUUCGAAGACACAAACGGUGCUGCUGGUCAAUUUCAUGACCAGAAAAAUGUUUGGCUGUCUCAAAGUGAUAAUCAUGACGUUCCGCAUUCUUCAGCAGACAGUGGGACGGGCACUGAGAACAGUGGUCACUUUUCUCUCCACCACGGCCCGGACCACACUGUGGACAUUUCCCCCUCUUGCCGUGCAGAUACUGCUGAGAAACAGGGGAACAAAAAGAGUGAUUCCUCAGGGACGAAAUAUUUCUUAUACAUACAGAUGCAGUUGUACAGGAAAGAGACACUAAAGGAUUGGCUCUGUAACAACACCUUGAACAGAGGUCGCCAAACUAUUCUCGACAUAUUUGAUCAAAUUGUGUGUGCAGUGGAUUAUUUGCACCGAUGUGGCCUCAUGCACAGAGAUCUCAAGCCCUCCAACAUUUUCUUCUCUAAUGAUGGGGUGGUCAAGGUGGGGGAUUUUGGCCUGGUCACUGCCCUCAAUGUAGAGCAGGGUCAAGAAGAGAAAAAGGAGUUGUCGAAGACACCUGGUCGCCAUACAGCAGAAGUUGGAACCACUUUGUAUAUGAGUCCAGAACAAAUUGCCAGAAAACCAUAUGAUUUCAAAGUGGACAUAUUUUCAUUGGGACUGAUCUUUCUGGAACUGUGGAUUCCUUUCUCUACUCAGAUGGAGAGAAUAAGAGCCUUAGAAGAGGCGAAGAGACAGAUCUUUCCUUCCAAUUUCACCAGAGAGUUGCCCGUGGAGUGUGAACUUGUGAAAGAGAUGACUGCUGACAAAGCGGCAUUGAGGCCAGCCACAAGAGACAUCCUUGACCAUCCACUGCUGAAAGACUUUGCACCAACAAGGAUGGGUGACAUUCGGAGAGUUCGCACUAUUUCAGACAACAGCAAUAGCUAAGAUGCUUCCUGGUACAAAUGCUAUAGAGAGAUUUUCAUUUUUGUUCAACCUUUGUAUAUUAUGUCCUUAGUUUCAAUAUGUGUAGCAAAGCAACAAAAUUAGUUUCAUGUUGCACUCAGCUAUUUCAAUGUAUUGGACGAGACCUGGAUUUUUUUCACUACUGUGUUGUUUCUGACUUCUUGACUUCAAGUAAUUCUUAACUGAACAACCAAAUCUGCUUGACAUAUACUGUUUUCACCCCGUUGCCAUCCCUAGUGUUUUAUUAUUAUUAUUAUUAUUGAAAUGGGACAGGUGACUGCUUUUGUUGUGUUGCUACACGAGUAUAUGUGUGGGUGUGAAAACAUGGGGCACAAUUAUUCUGUGGUCCCUUACAUGACCCUCAUAACCCACGUUUUGUUAAAUGAGAAAAAAAAAAUUGUUUAUUCAAAGUUCAAUUGAAAUUGAGACAACUUGUAUAUGGGUUAAUUGUUGAAUGUACCACAGAUCUUUCAGCAUUUUGCAUAAAAUAUAGGGGCUUUUCCAUGUCAAAGAUUUGGAUAUGGUUCUUGUUUGGUUGUUCAGCUACAUUUUGGAAUUUCAUUAAAGUUUCCUACACCCCCUAUCUUUGGGUAUGAAGGGUCUUAGUCUCUGUGGUUAAGGACCAAAAAACUUCAAGAUCCAAAGUGGACGCUGCUCUUUUACAGACAUUUGCCUAGGAAAGUCCAGAAUUGUCUCAAACCUGAACUGAAAAAACAUAAUGAAAUCAUGUUUUUAGAAUUACAAAUGAGCAUGAGACUGGUGUUGACUUUACCUGUCUGUCGGGCUGAGGCAGAAAAUAAUUAUAGAGGCACACCCCCCCAGGGGAUUAGCAGUAGAUAUGAGCAGGUCGGGAUUGAUGGACAUAAUAUUAUUGCAAGGAAAAAAAGACUGCAAAGCAGGAGUGAUGAGUAGAUAACACACUUUGCUUGUUCCUUCAUCAUCUUAGUAAGCUUUCAUAGUGAGGCCAAAAAAAAGGUACUGUGAUAGUAAAAAUUGAGGCUGGGUGGAUACAAGUAGAUAGAGGGGGGAGAGGGGGACACAUUGUAAAGACCACGUCAUCCUAGGUCAGUUGUGGCUCCACUUAGUUUUGUGGCCUGGUGACUGACCCAACUCACUCCCAGGUGACCUACGGUAAUGACACAUUUAUUCAAGUGUUUCAACCUGGGUUGGAAAAGUCUGAUAUCAUUAGGAUGGAUGAUACCAUACCGCAUAGAAUUGGAACUUCUUGUGGCUAACUGGGAUCAAUAACAAAAUCUUGACAAGUUUUGUUGGGUUUUUUUAAUGAUAAAUGAAAUCCUUCUGGAUUGAUUGGAAGAACCGUUAACCUAUAUUUUUUAGGGCAGAAUUAAAACUGGUAUAUAUGUGCAGCUAUGUUUUCAGUAGAGUUUGUUGAAUGGAUGCAUUAUUUCCUUGUAGAUUUUUAUUUUCACUUGGAAUUUUUUUUAGGUUGGGUCAUGUGAUGUUAUAGAUACCUAACAUUGUCAAGUGACUUCCCUUGACGGGUCAUGAACACUUUGGAGAGGAUAAUUUGUCUUCCAUAUUGUCAAGUGCGUCUGAAAAAUAAUUAUCAAAGUAGUUGCUCAAACAAAAGUUGUUAUAUGUUCCUUGUAGAUCUACUGAAUGUAACGGAGUAAAUGUGAACUUCACCAUUUUUUUUGGUUGAUCAUAAUUUUGUCUUAUAGAAAAUAACUCUUGACUCUCAUAUUUAUUUAUCACCUAUGGGACCGGCGGACAAGUGUACUCGCGAAGCCCGACUGCUUCCCCGGGACUGUAGACAAGUGUACUCGAGGGCAAAGUGACCUAGAUCUGUUGAUUGUUCUCCAAAUAUACCUAUCUUUCGUUUUCCCCAUGAUUAAUUCCAUUUAAAUGUUUUGCUUCCGGUUCUUGGCAGUUAAAUGGGGGAAGAGCGAUAAAAUGAGUUAAGAAAAGGUAUUUCUCCGAACCUGAGGUGCUCGACAAAAUUAGUCUGGAAACAGACAGUGUUGACUCGGACUAUAUCAUUGAUUAUUUGGAUCAAGAGUCUUCAAAUCAAGAAGAAAGUGAUGACAGUGACAGACUGAUCUGGAAACAGUUAUCAUUGAUUGAGGAACAAUUUGUAACUCUAAAAGAAGAUCUAGAUCUCUUAGGAACUGGCUCUGGACAAAAGCGUACUGUUACAUAAUUGAUUACACCUAAGUGACUCAGUGGAAGCACUGGAAGGACCCUCGGCAACAUUUUGGAGAGAGCAACGGAGCAUCAAUGGACAUGUCCUGAGUGCAGGGAUUUUGCUUCCUGAAACAAUGAACAAUGAAGUGACUCAAACCAAAAAACUUUUUCAAUAAAAAUGUGUUUUAGCAUUGGGAAACAUAUUCUUAUAUCAGUUUGGUGAAGUUUCAUGUUUAUAACUUUACAAGAGGCUGAGUUGCCCACAGUAUAGUUUUUAGUGUGGAUUUUCAUCCAUGGAUAAGUAUUCUCAGAGGAUGGGGUUCUAAGUUAGAACUGGUUUGCAUUUACUUCCUUUUCAUAGUGUUGUAAUGAAAGCACAGGCAGGGCAGUACUUUUUGUAUCCUCCUGUAUGAUGAGGUAUUUGAGAUACAGUGCAGCCUCUCAAUAACAACAUCGUCGGGACCAGGAAAAAAUGUCGUUAUAGAGUUGUCGGUAUAGAGAGGAGGCAACCAAAAAUUACUAAUGAUAUAAAAG
Molecule: messenger RNA, 6138 nt
Organism: Aplysia californica (California sea hare)
Lineage: Eukaryota; Metazoa; Mollusca; Gastropoda; Aplysiida; Aplysiidae
Product: eukaryotic translation initiation factor 2-alpha kinase
Biological process (GO): protein phosphorylation
Molecular function (GO): protein kinase activity; protein binding; ATP binding
Source: RefSeq, a predicted model, not a curated record